Trematomus bernacchii (emerald rockcod) is the source of this 7774-nucleotide messenger RNA. RefSeq names its product cGMP-inhibited 3',5'-cyclic phosphodiesterase A-like. NCBI's taxonomy places the organism in Eukaryota, Metazoa, Chordata, Actinopteri, Perciformes, Nototheniidae. The transcript is spliced from 14 exons. Bases 649 to 3789 code for a protein of 1046 amino acids. Gene Ontology annotation, cellular component: cytosol. Gene Ontology annotation, biological process: positive regulation of oocyte development; oocyte maturation. Gene Ontology annotation, molecular function: 3',5'-cyclic-AMP phosphodiesterase activity. The record is from RefSeq and is a predicted model, not a curated record.
AUGAGCUGAGAGCUGGUUGGAGAGCUGGUGACAAACACUCCGGAUUUGCCCCACAAAACGCAGAGCAGUAACCUGACGGACACUCGCUCAAACUGUUUAAAUUCCUGAGCAGCGUAUAUCCUCGAAAGUAGCAGGGGAGCCUCUACUGUUUCAUCAGAGACCGGGAAGUGCUCACACAAUGGACACGGGGAGCGCGUUUUGUCACUGAGUGUUCACGGAACGGGACUGAUGUUUUGCAAAGACUGCUGCUGCUGCUGCUGCACGGAAGGGGCCGUGGAGCCACAAAGCGAGGAGAAGGAGAACUCAAAGGGAAGACACGCCAAUAAGGAGGGCAAAGCAGGACGCGUGUGUGCAGAGAAGCAGUGCCCUAGAUCUGAAUAACAUCUGAGUAACUCUGUCAUUCAGGAUCCUUUUAUGCUGUUUCGAGCACAAGUUUCUCCACCCGCACCUGGAUAAACAAAGGGAAUGCGUUCAGUGGCAGCCCAUCUCCAUGCGUAACUGGAGACGCAUGGGCGCGUAUUCGCUGUACUUUUUCAUUAUGCGUACAAUAAUUGAUGUUUGUUUUGUCACCUACUCAUGCCCUGUCCCAUGACCACACUGCUAUAGAUGCAAUAUAGACUUCCUCAUACUUCAUAUCUGCCAUGAGUGAUGGCGAUGCCUGCAGAAUCUGACAGUACCGGUGCGCAGAGCAGCACUCGUGAAAAAAGCUUCAGCGCACCGGAUAGCAAUGGUUAUGUGAAAACAUGUGUCAUCCCACUGUGCCGUGACCGAGAUUACGAGUCGUGGGUGAGGCUAAUGUUCACAAAAAUAUGGAGUUCCCAGAGACUCCGGAGUGCGGUGUGUGUGGGGUCGCUUUCGGUUUUUCUCGCUCUGCUGGUCAAAUGUGCAGACUGGAAAGCUGAAGCCAGCAGCAGCAGCGCUGACAACACACUCUCGCGUUCAUCGUCUCCCCUUCACUUCGUCUCAGGCUGCGCGGCGGAGCUGUUGCAAACUUGCUGGAGUGUUGUUUCCCCACUGUUUACCCUCGUUUGUGCCUUCUUUUGGGUCGGUGUCUACUUAAUCCGCUGCGGAGUGCUCAUCCAGAGCGCCCUCUCCUUUCUAACCUUGUGCCACCUGGGCGAAUCAGCGGCGUGGUCUCUCGUGUACGGGACAGAUGAGCAGCUGUUUUCAUUCACGACAGCAGCCGUGGUCGUGCUCGUCUGCGUGGCCACCGGUGCACUCAUGGUAGCACGGCUGAAUCAGGGCAUAUCGUUGAUAUUUUUCAUCAGCUUUGUCAGGACUAUCUCACUCUUUUCGCUGCAAAAAGUUCGGUCCACUUGGAGACCGUACGUAGCGUACCUGGUUGGAGUGCUGGGCAUCCUGCUGGCGAGGUAUGCUGACAAGCUCCUUCCCAACCAAGGGAGACACAAGGAGGGCUGCACCCCCGUGACUGGAGCCAGGGAAGAGAUCCCUGUAUUUAAAAGGCGCAGGAGGUCCAGUUCUGUGAUAGCCUCAGAGAUGGCACACAGUCAGUCCAACAGUAAGUCACAUCGCCGGACCUCUCUGCCAUGCAUCCAGAGGGACCAGAUGCUCCCCCGCUCGGAGUGGGACCACAAGAGAGGCUCCCGAGGAUCACAGUCAUCAGGCACUACUGUGAUGGUGGACAUAGCAGUGAUGGGAGAGGCCCACGGGCUGAUCUCAGACCUGCUGGCUGACCCCUCUCUGCCCCCCAACACCUGCACCUCGCUGCGGGCCGUCAGCAACCUGCUCACCACCCAGCUCACCUUCCAGCCGCUGCACCGGCCGCGCCCUGCUCCCCUGCUCAACCCCAGCGAUGCCUACACCUUCUCCGACUCAGAGGAGGGACCGGAGAAAGAAGGGAAAACGUCCAUCCAUAAGCGUAUUAGGCGGAGUCUCCACCCUGGUCUUCUGAGGAGGAUUUCUUCCACGUGGACCACCACCACCUCCGCCACAGGCCUGCCGUCCAUCGAGCCCGGACCUGUCCGAAGGGACCGCAGCGCCAGCAUCAAACCCUUCCAUGAAGCACUCACCUGCAGCUGUGGGAGACCGUACAUCAGACUGAGCCAUGGGGAGGGGUCUUUGGACAAGGGAGACAGGAUACCACGGUCAGCAGAGGACCCAAUGGUGGCGUCAUCAGACUAUGAUAGCACCCACGAAGCCAACCACAGUGACAGCAGUGAUGUAGCACACACAGAGGAGGACGCAGAAGAAGGAAAGAACCCUGCGCAAAACGUCAUCCUCCUCCCACUAAUACCUCCAGAGGACAAACCAAUUCUGGCUCCAGAACCAUUAGUAAUGGAGGACUUGGAGCCAUUGAUGAGUCAGCUAAAUAAUUGGAACUUCCCCAUCUUCACUUUGAUGGAGAAGACCAACGGGAAAUGUGGACGGAUCCUCAGUCAGGUCUCGUACAGGCUCUUCGAAGACACCGGCCUGUUUGCAACCUUCAAGAUCCCAGUAAAAGAAUUCAUGAACUACUUCCAUGCCCUUGAGAAUGGUUACAGAGACAUACCAUAUCACAACAGAAUCCACGCCACAGAUGUGCUUCAUGCAGUCUGGUACCUCACGACGCAGCCUGUCCCCGGCCUGCCGAGCCUCAUCACUGACCACGGAUCAGCCAGUGACUCAGACUCCGACAGUGGAAUAACACACAGUCAUAUGGGCUUCCUGGUUUCAAAGACCUACACUGUGUCAGAAGAUGGUUACGGAUGCCUGUCAGGCCUCAUACCUGCUCUGGAGCUCAUGGCCCUUUACGUGGCUGCCGCAAUGCACGACUACGACCACCCUGGGCGGACCAACGCUUUCCUCGUGGCCACCAGCGCCCCACAGGCAGUGCUCUACAAUGAUCGAUCGGUUCUGGAAAACCACCACGCAGCCUCAGCCUGGAACCUCUUUAUGUCGCGGCCAGAGUUCAACUUCCUCGUCAACCUGGACCAUGGGGAGUUCAAGCGUUUCCGUUUCCUGGUCAUUGAGGCCAUAUUGGCCACUGAUCUAAAGAAACAUUUCGACUUCCUAGCUGAGUUCAAUGCCAAGGUGGGUGAUGAUCCCUCCACGGGUAUUGACUGGUCUAAUGAGAAUGACAGGCUGCUGGUGUGCCAGAUGUGCAUCAAACUGGCCGACAUCAACGGGCCUCUGAAGUGCAAGGAGCUGCAUCUGCAGUGGACAGAGGGCAUCGUCAACGAAUUCUACGAACAGGGCGACGAGGAGUCCAGCCAGGGCCUUCCCAUCAGCCCCUUCAUGGACCGAGCGGCACCACAGUUGGCCAAACUCCAGGAGUCGUUCAUCACACACAUUGUGGGACCGCUGUGCAACUCCUAUGACUCAGCUUUCCUCAUUCCUGGACGAUGGGUGGAUCCCAACCCAGAGGGAGAGGAGCCAGAGAUAACGGAGAAUGAGGAGGAGGAGGAGGAGGAGGAGGAGGAGGAUGAGGAUGAGGAUAUUGCAGAGGAAGAUGCAUCGACCAGCUCAGAGGCAUCACAGAAAGCUAUUUCCAAGAAGAGAAGGAAAGUGUUCUGCCAGAUCACUCACCAUCUGAUGGAGAACCACGAGAUGUGGAAGAAGGUGAUUGCAGAGGAGGCCCCGAAACAGGGCCAGGGAGCAGAAACCGUCCAUUUAAACAAUGUAGCUGAGCCAAUCCUGGCUAUUCACGAGGAGGAAGAGGAGCCAGGCAGCAGGGAGGAGUUACUGGAAGGAGAGGAUCCAGAGGAGGGAGUGGAGGAACCGGAGUGGCCCGUGACUGAGCAGGAAGACUGUAAACCUGCAGAGGAACGAGCGGAGGAGGACCCACAGUGAAACAGCUCAUGGGAAAUAUGGCGUCAGUCAGGGCAAGGAUGUGAAAAAGUAUUUCUUGUUUUCCAAUCCUAUCAACUGACUCCUAUCUUUGCCAGCACAUCACUUAGACACAACACUGUAGAUGUUUGGGAAAUGUGUGCCUAUACAUAACAAAAGACAGGGUGGGAAAUAUGUGCUUUACACAUUGUAUCUGAAUAUCUGGGUUCACCAAACAUUUAAAGGAGCCUUCCAUAUUGCAAUACAGGAUCAUUUGUGUACUUUGGGAUACAGACUCUUUUGCUACUGUCAAGAGAAGAGGAAGACUGCUUGCACAGACCUCAACCCAAUGUGGUAACACGGGACUGCAGACAUUCGCUGCCAAUUUAUACAUAAUUAUUUUCUGAAUGCAAUUAUAUAUAGACAUCACAGUUACUUGUACUUGUGUUUCAAUUUUAGCAAGAGUUUUUGAGGUCAGACAUGGGCCAUAUUAUGUUUUCUUUUUCUAUAUAUGGAUUAUAAAGGGUCAAUCGAUUGAAGAACAUUGGCAUCUUUUUUUUUUUUUACUUCUGCCAAAAAAAAUCACUCACCCUUAGGCUUAAGCAUAUGAAAACUAAUCUUUUUUUUUUUUUACAUUUGUUGCCAAAUUACUGUAAGUACUUUAUACCAAUAGGUAUAGUCAUAUUACUUUAAGGAAAGAGACAAGAGGCUCCUCACAUUCUGUAUUUGUAUGCGUGUGUGUGUCUGCAUGUUUAUAUAAGUUCUUCUCCAGAGGAUAUAGAUAUAUUUAUCCGAUUUAUUUGUGCCAUCUCUGGUCUCCAGCCUCGAGAUAGAUAUAGAGGUCUUUACAGGGUUCACUGUCCUAAUUGUUGUAUUCCCAAGGCCUGCACUAAGACUGCAUUAGAGGGUGGCUGGAAAUGAAUUUGUGCUCAAUACUAGACCAAAAAGGGAACGUCAGUACAGAGAACAUACACUAAUACAACCAAAGUAUCUAGGAACAAUAUAACGGGAGAUAACAACAAAAAGGGACCAUAAAUGUAUUACCUAAAAUAAUUAAGAUGGAAAAUCCUACAAUAUUCUUUGAAAAGGGUCCACACAUCAGGGAGACUAACUAAUACACUUUCCUUUGUAUUAUCUUUGCAACCCAUAACUCUCUGACUAUGUAUUUGGACUCAGUGUGCUGUAUUAUAGUCUCAACACACUUUCCUCAUUAUGUAAAAAAAACCUGCAAAUGAUGCUGACCGUUAACCCUCAGGAAAACCUUAACUGUAGAAAUUCAAAGUAAACAUUUGUACCACCUGUGAGGACAGUACGUUACAAAUAUGCAGGGAUAGUACAUGAGUUUAGAAUAUGUUCAUAAAAGGCUGCAGUUUAUGUCACAACAAAGCCGAUAAACACAUUGAACUCUUCCCCCGUCACCUCAGGGCGACAUUCAUUCUCUCAGAGCUCCAGCGUCUGGAUUUACAAUUUGAUUUAUCACAUAUUUUUUCUGUGAUGAUACAGAGGGAAAUCAUUCAGAUAAAAAAAAUGUUAUCACUCAAGAAAAAUGUAGUUUGACAUGUACAGCAGUCAAGGUUAAUGUAAUUCAAAGUGCUCAUGCAAGGCUGAAACGAUUAGAAAAAUAAUGUUUUUUAUUUCAUUAAUUGGAUUGCAAUAAAAGCUACCUUUUCAGUGAUGGCCAAAUUGACGGUAAUUGCAGCAUAAUGUGUUAUUGAAUCACUUACUCAAGCACUAAAGCAUCAGAUUUGUCACUUGGAAAUAACCAUGACCCAAUGUUUUUCAAUCAUUCACUCCCUGAGAGUUUUUACUUACAUGUGCACAUCUUUAGAGUUGUUGUUUUCUUAUGUUUCACUAUCACUGGGAAAAAGGAAGUGAAUAUGUUAGUUUUUGCGAUCUUUACCCCAAAUUUGUAAUUGUUCAAAUCAAUGAUUCAUUCAACAAAAAGAAAGAGCUCUUGAAACGUUUCCAAAAGACAUAAAAACAUUGUUUCUAAAACAUGACUUAAUAAUUGGUAAAUUGAAUAUAAAACACAAAUCAUAAACCCUACAUUCAACAACGAGAAGCCAUGAGGAAAAGCAAUUACAAAACCAACUUUGCAGUAGCUGGAGUAGCAUUCAAAAUGUCUCUGAAGAGUAUUCCACUUUGCUUUAAUAAUUCACAGUUGCAUAUAAAAACGUGUUUGAGAAACCGUAGGUAGAUCUUGAGUUGAAUAAGUGAAGUUGAGUUGGUGGGUCAACUUUUUGUCACACACGAGUGCAGUGAGGCAAUAAGUAAUUAAUUAUCCAGUGAUAAGCUUGUCGAGUUCUCAUGACCUACAUGCUCAUCUGAAUAUAUUAUCCACUGGUAUCUCCUCUCACUGUACCAUUGCUCUCCUCCAUCAUCGAAUUUCUUUAAAAACUGCACAUCGAACAUCCUGUAGAUUAGACAUAAUGGAGUCUUCCUGUGAUUGAAAUAACAUUGGGUGUAGAACAUCUUGUCCUUGCGGAUCAUGCAUUAGCGUACUUACCACCCGAUGUUCCUGGCUGUGGUGAAUAGCGCACUUCAUCCAUAAUGGCCUGUUAUCUCUGGCUCAGUGGGGAGGGGGGAGGAACUCAGGAACGGCAGCUUAGGCCACAGAAGUCGACUCACUGAUUAGAAAAACAUCGGACAGAGAAUCAUUUAUAUCAGACCAAACUUGCUAGCAGCCGCUGAAUCAGACUUUUUUUCCUGGCCUCUAAUGAUCACAUGUAGCCGCCCUCAUUGUUUAUUCUAAACAACAUGCCUGCUGUUGUUUGUAUGUUUUGCCUGCAACCCCUCUCUAAUGAGCUAUAAUCACCAUUACAGACACAAUGAAUACAUUUUAUUCAUUAAAAAUAAAAUAACGCUUUUUUUUUCUAUCACUAUUUGCGAUGAUGAAACUUCCACUUGUUUAUAUUUCAACCAACCAGGUUCUAAAAGUAUACAAUUACAUCAACUCGAACUCUCCUUUGUGAAUGUAUAGAGACAGUAUACAGUGUGUGUGAAAGAGAAAGAUGGUGUGUUUGUGUCCAUUUGAAUUCUUCCAUUGGCCUCUCUAAUGUGACUCCUGUAUUUAGCUAGCGUUUACUGUUAAGUAGAGGAGGCUAUGAGUCACAAGUAGAGGUGGUGAAAAAAUGAAGGGUAAAGUGAUGCAGUAUGUAGUUCUUCAAUGCUUCUCAGAUGAACUAAUUAUUCGCAGAAGGACCUAUUGCAUAUUUCUCCUUGUGCUUCCACUUUGAUCUGCUUAGCGUGCAGAUCAGAGAUCCUCACUGGCAACAGUAGUAAUACAAUAAUAGUAGCAUUCAUCCCACGUCUCUCAUCACUAAAGACGAUGGGAUUCUGUCCACUGUGAUAGUAUGUUGAUGAUCUUUUUUCAGUGGACUAUAUAUGCAUUUUUCCCCUAGUCACAUCAGUCUUAAGUCAAUACUUGCAUUUGAGCUGAUCCAGUAUAUCAGUUUUGUUCGUGUACUUUUUUUUUUCAUUGGUUUAUUUGAGUGUCAUACUUAUUCACACGUGUAGCAUAAUUGUAACCAUGGGAACCAAACGAGCUUUACAAUUAUGUAAAAAAAAAAAAAAAUGAGACGAGUAUUUUUAUAUAGUUGACACAUGAUUAAAUAAUUGCUUUCUUCUCACUAGUACCUUGCACUUACCACAUGUACUAAUACUUACACAAGGAAGACUUUAUCCAAAUACACAGUAUUUGUGAACGUUAAAUAAUUACUUUUCUUGCAGGUUGAUGCUCCAUUUUGUACAAUAUACAUAUAUGCUGUACAGUAAAGAAAUUUUAAAACUUCAAAAACUCUUUUAGAUAUACAUUAUUUAUUUUUACCAUUUUGUAAUUUAGACACUAUACUGUAGCUUCAAUAUUGCCAGACUUACUGGAAGUGCCUAUAUUGGUAUUAUGUAUCAUACAGUGAAUAUAUUUGAAGAUCAUUAGAAGUCGUCACAAACUGAACCAUGUGGAUGUUGUAAUGUGAAUACAUUGAAUUACAAGACUAUAAUUUCUGUGGUA